Diachasmimorpha longicaudata is the source of this 1021-nucleotide messenger RNA. RefSeq lists its product as uncharacterized. The transcript is spliced from 5 exons. NCBI's taxonomy places the organism in Eukaryota, Metazoa, Arthropoda, Insecta, Hymenoptera, Braconidae. The record is from RefSeq and is a predicted model, not a curated record. Bases 179 to 1012 code for a protein of 277 amino acids.
AAAUUCUUGACGACGAAAGCGAAACCAAAGACGAGCAAUUACGAUUGUGAAUGGUGAAGAGAUUACACCAAGGAGUAUAUAUAAUACCCUGGAUGCCAACUUGUGUCUCAGUCCUGUCAAAUUGUUCAUUCAUCACUCAACCAUUUUCUGAAUAGAAAUUCACAACGAAGAAUCUAAGAUGGUCCGAGCAGAGAUGAAGCUGCUCGCUUUGAUAAUUGGAUUGACCGCUAGUGGAGUUAAUUGUUCACCAAAAUAUGAUUUAGGAGGAUUUGUUCCAAGCUCUAUGGACUUUUGGGGAGACGGCAAACACCAAGACCAAGUGGCUGUACCUUCGCAGUCCCAGACACGCGCUGAAUCGCGUUCAGAAGGAGGAAAUGUUUCGAGGACCUCUGGAGAUAACAAACUAAUGUCUGAAAGGAGUCAGGAAGCAAGAUUUGGAUUUUCAAACCUCGAAACUUCCGGGGCUGGAACAGGAUAUGGAGUAACUUCGUACGCCCCCACGAGAGUUGAUCUUGGUGGUCUCAUCCUGGGUGCAGUGAUUGGCGUGGGAACAAUCCUCAUCAUCCCGAAACUCCUCUACGUUAUAUCAGGCUCAUACGGAGCAUACGCAAGAAGUGACGAUGUCAGUUUCACCAAUGCAAUGACAAAGUUGGAUGACAUUUUAGCGCGUCAUGGUAUCGAUACAACAUCCUGCAUGCAACGAGCUGUCUGUACAUACGCCCAAAAAGCGGCUGAGACGGUGAGAACAGCAAACGACAUCGAUGAGGACGAUAAAAUUUCCUCCUUUGACCGAAUGAUCGAAACAAUCACGACCAAUCAAGUAUUCCGGACUGCAAUGCGAGGUACUGCGAUCCAGGAGGCUAUAGAAGCAGGUCGAAAGGGUCAGAUGUGCUCGAGGCACUAUCGACAAUGCGGAUUUUCAAUGGAAUCUCUCCUGGGACUGGUCUCGAACAUGUUGUCUGUAAUUUCUACCACCGAUGCGCAUCCGACAGCUCCAGCAGCUCCUCUCUAAUUCUUAAGC